This is a messenger RNA of Ceraceosorus guamensis, 2161 nucleotides long. RefSeq names its product Calreticulin-domain-containing protein. Gene Ontology annotation, biological process: protein folding. NCBI's taxonomy places the organism in Eukaryota, Fungi, Basidiomycota, Exobasidiomycetes, Ceraceosorales, Ceraceosoraceae. The transcript is spliced from 7 exons. Gene Ontology annotation, cellular component: endoplasmic reticulum membrane; endoplasmic reticulum. The record is from RefSeq and is a predicted model, not a curated record. Gene Ontology annotation, molecular function: calcium ion binding. The coding region runs from base 172 to 1845 and encodes 557 amino acids.
UUAUAAUGUCCAGCAAUCACCGGAUAUCCGAAAGCUCUGCGAGACGCUGAAGCCACACUCUCGCAGCACAACUACCAUCCCAUCUCCCAGACCGCACACUUGGCCCCACGCUCGCUGCUCAAGCUCUCUAUCACGCAAGCAAGCAAGAAAAGGCGACUCAAUCGCACCACCAUGAAGUCGCACGCAGCACUCGCCAUCGGUGCAGUCCUCGUGGCUGCCUCUGCUGUGGAGGCAGAGCGUCCAGCUUUUGUCCCCACUUCCAUCAAGGCGCCCUUCCUAGAGCAAUUCGCUGGAGACUGGUCCGAGCGAUGGUCCCCCUCUGCAUCCACCAAGGAGCAGUCAGGAGGUGAAGUGUUUGCCUACUCUGGUGAAUGGAGCGUCGAGGAGCCGACGGUGUUUCCAGGUCUCGAGGGAGACGCUGGGCUGGUUGCCAAGUCCAAGGCAGCGCAGCACGCCAUCUCUGCCCAAUUUCCUGCACCUGUCGAUGUCAAAAAGGCGAUGAAGGAGGGCAAGCCAUUCGUGGUGCAGUACGAGACCAAGCUCCAGAAUGGUCUUACUUGCGGUGGAGCGUACAUGAAGCUCCUCAGCGAAAGUCCUGAAGGCAUCCAAGCGAAAGAGUUCAGCGACAAGACGCCAUAUACGAUCAUGUUCGGCCCUGACAAGUGCGGCUCCACGAACAAAGUGCACUUCAUCUUCAGACACAAAAAUCCAAAGACUGGAGAGCUGGAGGAGAAGCACCUCGCUAAUCCUCCUUAUCCUAAGCUUGCCAAAACCAGCGCACUUUACACCCUUAUUGUCAACCCUGAUCAAACCUACGAGAUCCUGAUCAACAACGAGUCUAAGAAGAAGGGUAGCUUGCUGGAGGACUUUGAGCCUCCUGUCAACCCACCAAAAGAGAUCGAUGACCCCGAGGACAAGAAGCCGGCUGACUGGGUCGACACUCCCAAGAUCGUUGACCCUGAUGCCAAGAAACCGGAUGAUUGGGACGAAGAUGCCCCAGCUGCUAUUCCCGAUGAGGACGCUGUGAAGCCGGAAGGCUGGCUGGAUGACGAGCCCGCAGUUGUGCCGGAUCCCGAUGCUAAAAAGCCAGAGGAGUGGGACGACGAGGAAGACGGCGAAUGGACGGCUGCACUGGUACCCAACCCCAAGUGCACAGCGGCGCCCGGCUGUGGCCCUUGGAUCAGGCCAUCAAAGAGCAACCCUGACUUCAAAGGCCCGUGGAACGCGCCUCUCAUCGACAAUCCCGCGUACAAGGGCGAGUGGAAGCCGGCAAAGAUCCCCAACCCCAAGUUCUUUGAGGAUCUCGAGCCUUCUCAUUUCACAAGUAUCGCUGCCGUUGGGUACGAGAUCUGGACCAUGGAUGAGAACAUUCUCUUCGACAACAUCUACGUCGGACACAGCGUAGAGGACGCCAAGACCCUUGCAGAAGAAUCUUGGGCGAAGAAGCUGAAAGUUGAGCAAGGGUUGGAGGAGAAGGAGGAAGCUGCCAAGAAGGAGGAAGAGGAGAAGGCUAGCAAGGCUGCUAGUGGACCUGGUGUCGUUGCGCAGGUACGCGAGAAACUCGAAGACUUUAUCGCAGCUGCGCGCCAAGACCCCGUCGGCGCCAUUAAAGCCCAGCCAGAUGUCGCGGGUGGCAUCGGAGCGGCUAUCGCUGGUGGUCUCGCUUUCAUUGGCUUGCUCGGCGGUCUGCUUGGUGGUGGUGGAGCUGCCAAAGCACCUGCCAAAAAGGCAUCGACUGCCUCGAAGGGCAAAAAGGUGGAUGAGCCAAAGGCCAAAUCCACUGCCGUCGCUGACGCGUCCGACGUCAAAAAGCGCUCAACAAAGGCGACGGUAGAGGAUGAGUAAUUCCGCACGCACGCAAAGUACACCAGCGCGAUCGCUUGGGCACCAAUGAGCUUUCGAGUGCAGUUCACAAUGUCACGCGCCUUUCGAAAUGGCCUCAUCCACUCUUUCAAAAAUUUGCAAAAGCUCUUUCAGCGCAGUCUUCUGUUGCAUAGCCUCUUAAUCGUAAAGCACAAAUCAGUCAAUGUGAAAAGACAUUUGAAUAUCGACGACUGCCCGUGCGAUCGACCGCGUGAAAGAAGGAACCGUGCACACAUUCGACCAUUAAUCGAUCCCACUCACGACAUGGGAGCUUUGCCAUAUCCACGAACAAUGUCAC